AUGGCGGGUUCAGUUCAUUCAGCCAACUUUGACAGCGAGCGACCUCCCAACCACGAUGCACGGAACCAACAUUCUGAUUCAGAUCCGGCCUUCAUUGCUCUCUCUAGCCCGCCAGCUUACCCUGCCUCGGCACGCACGAGAAGUAGGCACAGCGACUCCGUCUCGGGUCCGGCCAUGGCUACUAUUAAGCUUCCUCUCUCCUCUCUCUCCCUCCUCCUCCUCGUGCUUCUCCUCUCAGCUGCGUGGAUGCCGCCCAAGGCGAGCGCUCAACCGAGGACUUGCUCCAUCGAGCUGGACCCGACCGGGUGCAAUCCCCGGGAUUGCGUCGCCAGGUGCGCCAGCCAGUACCGCGGGCUCGGCGAAUGCGCUCAUCAGGAGUAUGUGAGCCACUUCCACUGCGUUUGCCUCUACGCUUGCCUUUGAAAUGGCUCCUUCCGUUUCUCCGUCUCUCUCUCUCUGUCUCUCUCGCUCCCUCCCCCCUCUCCCCCUAGUCUCCACGAAGCCAUCAAUCAUCGAGAGAGACCGAGGAAUCAAAUAAACCCAUUGGGAA
This is a messenger RNA of Rhodamnia argentea, 550 nucleotides long. RefSeq names its product defensin-like protein 155. The coding region runs from base 1 to 423 and encodes 140 amino acids. The transcript has 4 exons. NCBI's taxonomy places the organism in Eukaryota, Viridiplantae, Streptophyta, Magnoliopsida, Myrtales, Myrtaceae. The record is from RefSeq and is a predicted model, not a curated record.